Porites lobata is the source of this 438-nucleotide messenger RNA. The record is from the annotation of a GenBank genome assembly. Lineage: Eukaryota; Metazoa; Cnidaria; Anthozoa; Scleractinia; Poritidae.
AUGAGUGAGGAUGUUGAACCUGACUUUGAAGAGGUGGUCAACACGUAUACUGAUGUUCUCCCCUCUCCGGAGUUGUUCCACCAUGAAUUGUUCAGGUGGAAGCUGUACUUGAGCGACAAGUUUGAUGACAAUUUACCAUCAAGUAUUGCGGAAACUAUCAAGAUAUGUGACCAGGCAUAUUUUCCUAACAUAUAUGUCUUACUUCAGAUAGCAGCUACAAUCCCUGCAACAAGUUGCGAAUGUGAACGGAGUUUCUCUGCACUGAGGAGGUUGAAUACUUUCAACCGUGCCUGUAUGGGCCAGAAAAGGCUUUCGGCCCUUGCCCUAAUUCAUAUACACUAUGAUAAAGAACUAAAUCUGGAUGAUGCCGUGGAUAUUUUUGCAAAGCUCCACCCAAGGAGAAUGGACCUGCAGAGUAUUAUAUUCCAUGACGAAUAG